CACCUACCCUAAAUCCCCAAAUUACCCUUUUAAAAUAUUUGUAAAAUUUCUGUUUAUCCGUUCUUCAUCGUUCUCAAAAUCCACGCAGUUCCUCUCUGUUGUUUGUUUUGAGGUUUCUCCUGUUUUUGGUUUCGGUUUUUCACAAGAGAAACAUAAAAGAAAAAAGAAACCAUAAAAAAGUCUUUCUCAAAAUCCUUCUAAGCUCUUGUUCUGGCUUUAAUGAUCUGAAUCUCGUUGAUCGGACUCUUCGUCUAUCUAAUUGAAGCAUGGAACGAAUAAUCGGUGGCAAAUUCAAGCUCGGCCGUAAGAUCGGCAGUGGAUCCUUCGGUGAAAUUUAUCUCGCUACGCAUAUCGAUACUUUUGAGAUCGUCGCUGUUAAGAUCGAGAACAGUAGAACAAAGCAUCCGCAGCUGCUGUACGAAGCCAAAUUGUACAAUAUUCUUCAAGGAGGAAGUGGAAUUCCAAGCAUAAAAUGGUCAGGUGUUGAUGGGGAAGAAAAUGUACUUGUUCUCGAUUUGCUUGGACCGAGUCUGGAAGAUCUUUUUGUGUACUGUGGCAGGAAGUUUUCGCUGAAAACUGUCUUAAUGUUGGCUGAUCAAAUGAUUACAAGAAUUGAGUAUGUUCACUCAAAGGGAUUUCUCCAUAGAGAUAUAAAGCCUGAUAACUUCCUCAUGGGACUUGGUCGCAAAGCAAAUCAGGUUUAUAUAAUUGAUUUUGGGCUUGCUAAAAGAUACCGAGACUCCAUAACUAAUCGCCACAUUCCUUAUAGAGAAAACAAGAAUUUAACGGGAACAGCACGUUAUGCAAGUUGCAACACACAUCUUGGAAUAGAGCAAAGCCGGCGGGAUGAUUUGGAGUCACUUGGAUACGUACUUUUAUAUUUUCUUAGAGGAAGCCUUCCAUGGCAAGGUUUGAAAGCUGCAACAAAGAAGCAGAAAUAUGAUAAAAUAUGUGAGAAGAAGGUGUCCACUCCUAUUGAGGUCCUAUGUAAGUCUCAUCCCGUGGAGUUUGCAUCAUACUUUCAUUAUUGUCAUUCCUUGACAUUUGAUCAACGACCUGAUUAUGGAUUCUUGAAGCGUCUGUUCCGUGAUUUAUUUGCUCGUGAAGGUUAUGAGUUUGACUACAUAUUUGACUGGACGAUCAUCAAGUACCAGCAGGCCCAGAAAAGCAGAUCUCAGCAUCAGUUGUCUCCAAUUCCUGGAGGUAGCAGCAGUCGCCCAUUACCAGUUGAUGUGGAUAAUCAUCAAGGAGGCUUCAAUGCUACUUAUUCUACUGACAUCAUUAGAUCAAACAAUGCUCCAGGUCAAGGUGUUCGCAUGCAAUUUAAACCAGCAACAGGAAAGAACUUGAUUUCUGAUACUACUAUUGAUAAAAAUAUUUUUGACCCUCACACACCCUCAUCUUCAUUUGCACCUGCUGGCACCUCAAAAAGAAAUGGUCAGAAAUCAACAGCGCCCCCUGACGCUGCUAAUUCUGGCCAUGGACAAGGAAACAAAAUCAGAUCUUCUAGUAGUUUGUUUUCAUCAUUGCAGCGCAUUUCUUCUGCCAAAUGAUGAAAAUGUGCUGUGGUGAGGGAAGAUUAGGGAAAUGACAAUUCAGGGUGCAUUUGAAGACCAUACGACGUAUAUUUAUCUACAUGUUAACUAAGGCCAGAUCUAGUAAAGGCUGCUUAAUGCUGAAGGCUGAACACUGAACACACUAGUUAUGGUAAUAUCUUGCCCUAGUCCUUGAUCCUGCAACUAUCUACAGUGUAUGUGAUGUAAAGUUGAGUUGUACGUUGGGUUUCAACUUGAUUUUGUGAAUUGGUUAAGUACGCCUCGGAUAGGCUGUGGAAUCUUGACAGGCAGUAUGCCAACAAUAUGUAACUACCAAGCUUGUCAUGUUAUGUAAAUCCUGAUAGAUGCUGUUCAGGAUAGUCAGAGAAGGUAGAAAGUAGACUACAAUUUACUUUUUCUGUGGCCAUUUGGAGUUCGGUGUUCUGAAGAUAUAUGCAGCUAAAUUGGACUUUGUGAGCAGUUUUCUAUGUGGUGUUUGAAGUUUGAACCAGGUCGGGGAUAAAAUAUUUCCAGUUCGCCAAUUGUUGAAAUUCUUUUUUAGUUUAUUGACACAAAUAAUAGUCAGGUGUUGAGAAUUUGUGCAUCCGAACCUGGAUGACUGUAGCAUUGCUUCAAGCUCCUUCAGGUAUGUACAGCUACUGAAGCAAAUCACUUUGUGAUAAAUAUGCUCUAUCUCAGAAACUGGUGCGAUUCAUGCCUGUAGUGGAGUUGGGGAAAUCUAGAGUUGGAUUAUCACAAACAUUUUGUUUGUUUCCAUGAUUUAGUAGGUCUUAAAAUGUUGGGAAAUUAGGCACUGCAGGCCGAACUUUGUAAUAAUAUAAAAAAAGAAAGAAAUAUUCGAGUAUUGUGUGUAAAUAGUAUUGAUAGGGUUUUUUAAGUUAUGAUACCCAUUUAUGAAAGAUUUUUAUUGUAA
This is a messenger RNA of Gossypium raimondii (Peruvian cotton), 2469 nucleotides long. RefSeq names its product casein kinase 1-like protein 3. The transcript is spliced from 14 exons. The record is from RefSeq and is a predicted model, not a curated record. Bases 267 to 1553 code for a protein of 428 amino acids. Gene Ontology annotation, cellular component: nucleus; cytoplasm. Gene Ontology annotation, biological process: endocytosis; peptidyl-serine phosphorylation; signal transduction. Gene Ontology annotation, molecular function: ATP binding; protein serine/threonine kinase activity. Lineage: Eukaryota; Viridiplantae; Streptophyta; Magnoliopsida; Malvales; Malvaceae.